AACGCUACAACGAGAGAACAGUCAACGCGCCCCCUUUCGUGAGAUCAUGUAGGACGUGGAUGAAAAAUCACACGAUCACAAUUCACACGAUCUUCAGUUUCGUUCGAGUGAACGACAUCGAUACGUGAUCUUUGAUGUAAUUUUGUUUUAACAAGCUUUUAAAUCGGUGCGUUUAAUUUAUUCCAAUUGGUCGUGGCGAUAGGAUCGAUAAGUUUAAUAACGGUGCAUGGUGAUUAAGUGACGAGUGGAGAGAUUACCUAGUUAACGUAUAUAUGUAUAUAUAUGUAUUUUUUGAAGAAAAGUUAUAGGUAAAACAAAAUGACAGUAGCCAUAGAUUCUACAAAAGCCGAAGCUGGCGAGGGUCGGCGAAAAAUCGAAAAUUUUGACGACAUUCUUCCCUAUAUCGGUGAAGCAGGUCGUUAUCAAUGGUUCCUCUUUUUCAUACUCUUACCAUUCACCUUUGUUUACGCUUUCCUUUAUUUCACCCAAUUCUUCCUUACCCUCACGCCUAAUCAGUAUUGGUGCACCGUACCUGAAUUGGAUUUGUGGAAUCUCACCGAUUAUGAAAAAAUUGCCAUUUCUGUUCCUCUGGCCAAUGAGGAAGAAUUGAAAAUGGAGGGCGCCACCGCAUUGUCCAGGUGUCAAGUGUACGCUGUCAAUUAUACGGAAAUUCUAGCCAGUGGACGUAGGGAGGCUGAUCCCAAUUGGCCAACAAAACCUUGCGAGAACGGAUGGUCCUUCAACUGGACAACAGUUCCCUAUGCCUCCAUAGCUGCUGAGCUCGGAUGGGUAUGCGAUAAAACGUUUCUCUCAUCGGCAGCACAAUCCGCCUUUUUCGUCGGCAGUAUUAUAGGCGGUUUCAUAUUUGGUUAUAUCGCCGAUCAUUAUGGCAGACUGCCUGCACUGGUCGCUUGCAAUUCCGUCGGUUUCUUCGCUUCCGUGGGAACCGCCUUUUGCACGAGCUUCUGGACCUUUACUCUCAGCAGAUUGAUCGUCGGCACAGCCUUUGACAAUUGCUUCAACAUACUUUUCAUCGUUGUAAUCGAAUACGUCGGUCCUAAGUACAGAACACUCAUGGCCAACAUGUCUUUUGGGAUAUAUUUUGCGUUUGCCGCAAGUAUUCUUCCUUGGAUUGCUUACUGGAUCGCUAACUGGAGGAUUUUGAGUGUCGUCACUGCAGUCCCAUUAAUAAUUGCCUUCAUAGCCCCCUGGAUAGUCCCAGAGAGUGCACGAUGGUACAUUGCCUGCGGAAAGAUGGACAAGGCUAUAGCAAUGUUGAAGAAGUUCGAAAGAGUCAACAAGAAGAAGGUACCGCAAGAGAUCUACGACGAGUUUCAAAUAAGCUGCAACUUGGCUCUGGCGAAUGACAAGUCAGCCGACAAGUACACGGUUCUUGAUCUCUUCAAGAAACCGCGUCUGGCACGCAUUACAAUUAUGCUAAUUGUAUACUGGCUUCUAAUCAUUCUGGUCUUCGACGGUCACGUGUGGAACAUGAAGCUCCUUGAUCCAGAUGUCUUCACUUCCUUCUCUCUUGCUGCACUCACGGAAUUGCCAGCUGCAGUUUUACUUGCAAUUUUCCUGGAUCGCUGGGGUCGUCGCUGGAUGGGAUUCAUGUCGAUGCUAGGAUGUGGGUUGUUUUCCUUCCUUGCUCUAGCUACUCCACAAGGUGGAUCUAGGGUAGCCAUGGCUAUUUUAGCUCGUCUUGGUGUCAACAUUGCUGCAAAUAUUGGCUUCCAGUAUGCUGCUGAAAUGUUGCCAACUGUAGUACGUGCACAGGGUGUCAAUCUCAUUCACAUUAUCGGUUACUUCGCUCAUAUUAUUGGACCUUACGUUGUUUACCUGGCUGACGUUUCCCCGGCUCUUCCACUUAUUGUCCUGGGUCUUCUGUCAUUAUUCGUUGCAGGGCUGACUCUUUGUUUGCCAGAAACUCUAGACCAGGAGCUACCUCAGUCUUUGCAGGAAGGCAACGAUUUUGGCAAGGAACAAAGUUUCUGGUGGAUUCCUUGUAUAUCCUCGACGCCCGAGAAGAAGAAGAUAUACAGAAAAAAGAUUGGAGCGACCAAUGCUGGUUUCAAUCCUGGCAGUUUGCAGAGGAUUGACUCAACCAAGUUAUAACGUCGGAUAUAGGAGUAGAUCGAUUUUUAACGAUUUAUAGGUUACAUCGAUUCGUUUUAUUGUUUUACAUUAAGACAGUUAACCAAAUUCUUGUAAAUAGUUCAUCAUCGUGAUGUGGUUGUAAUAUUAUAACACGUAACCGCGAGUCAUCUGAACACAGGUAUUACGUUAGUUACGCAAUGUGAACUAAGAAUCUCGUAUUGGUGAUUAAUUAGAUUUUAUCGCAACCCUGACCAUCACGUGCGCGCUCAUCUGAUUAGACACGUGUCUGAUAGACAUCUGUGCAUACGUAAUUCGUCGAUUCUUAGACCAUUAUCGAGAGAAGCUUGGUGAAUAUUCAACGGCAAGGACCAAUUGUACAUUUUUCACAUUGAAUAUUCUCCGAAUCAAUUCUCCUUCCAUCGAUGUACUGUAUUUUGACUUUUUAUAUAUAUAUAUUUUUGUCUUCUUUUUUUUCUGCUGCCUUACAAUGAAUUACUCAGCUACAACGUCAAAUUCAAAUUGGGACUCCACUAGAGACGCUCAUAUAGUCGUAGGAUCAUUCAUGUACUUAUGAGGCUAGCGUUCUGCUUUGAUCGAUUCUUGUUUAUCAGGAAAUGGUGAAAUAUAGAGAGAAAUGAAAUGAUAAUUAGGUAAUAAAAUUUAAAACUUUAAGGAUACAGCGAGGGACAAUUUUUUUCGUAUGAUAUACAUAUGUAUACGAAAUUCAGUGUCUGUUAGGUAAAACAUAUUAGGAAGACUACUAGCCACAAGCCAUUUUAGGAAAUGAUUUUUGCCAAGAGUUACUAGACUCUUAUGUCUGUGCCAAAAGAUACAGAUAAUUAAGUAUUAUAUAAAUAUUAGUAGGUUAUUCAGUUAUAUAAAUAAUUCGUGGUAAUACGUACGUAUACGAAGUUUCAUGAUCUGUAGUUUAUUAUAGAUUAAAUGUUCAUAUCCGAACAGUGUACAGAAGAAUAUUUUUUAGAACAUUCAUACGAUAAUAUUCCAAUCACGAGUCAUUCGAUAUACAAAAAAAUAAUUUCAUCAUCAUGUUCGAGUAAAAUAAAACGUUAAUGUUAUUAUUAA
Molecule: messenger RNA, 3180 nt
Organism: Cephus cinctus (wheat stem sawfly)
Lineage: Eukaryota; Metazoa; Arthropoda; Insecta; Hymenoptera; Cephidae
Product: organic cation transporter protein
Exons: 10
Coding region: 319-2115 (598 amino acids)
Biological process (GO): transmembrane transport
Cellular component (GO): membrane
Molecular function (GO): transmembrane transporter activity
Source: RefSeq, a predicted model, not a curated record